Molecule: messenger RNA, 1135 nt
Organism: Phragmites australis (common reed)
Lineage: Eukaryota; Viridiplantae; Streptophyta; Magnoliopsida; Poales; Poaceae
Product: stress protein DDR48-like
Exons: 1
Coding region: 139-828 (229 amino acids)
Source: RefSeq, a predicted model, not a curated record
UUUAACUUUCGAACUGCGUAUGCAUAGCUAGUUACGUGCUAUAAAUACCUCCUACCAUAUGCAGAUAGGCUUCACUGAAGCAUAGUAGAACUAAGCAUACACUUGUGUAUUUUGUGAUACAUUACUUUCCUGUUUAAAAUGGCAGACGAGUAUGAUCGCAGCAGCUACAAAAGCUCCGGUGCCAAUGGCGAUGAAGGUGGCUACAACAAGACCAGCAAUGAUGACUAUGGCCGUGGUACCGGCGGCUAUAACAAAUCCAGCAGCAACGACUACAAUGGUGGGUACAAGAGCACCAACACCGACGACUACGGUGUCGGUAGCGGUGGUGGCUACAACAAAUCCAGCACCGACGACUACGGUAGCGGUGGUGGCUACAACAAGUCCGGCGCCGACGACGACGACUUAAGCAGCGAUUACAACAAAUCUGGUACCGAUGACUACAGUGGCAGCGGUUCCAAGGACUCCAACAACACCGGCGACUAUGGCCGUGGCGAGGACUACAAGAAGCCUAGCUCCAACGACUACGAUAGCGGCUACAAGAACUCCAGCACCGGGGGCUAUGGCGGCAGCAGCUACAACAAGUCGAGCACGGACGAUUAUGACAGUGGUAAGAACACGUCCAACACUGAUGACUCUGGCAGCGGUGGCUACAAGAAGUCCAGCACGGACAACGACGACAAUGGCUACAACAAGUCCAGCACCGAUGACUAUGGCCGCAGCGGCAGCUACAACAAGUCCGGUGCAGAUGACUACAGUGGCGGCUACAACAAGUCCGGCUCCGACGAGUAUACUACCGGGUCAGGCAGGAACAACUCCGACGACUACUAGAAACUAUCAAGAAAGGGUAUAAGUGUGUUCUUGAUAUAGUGAACGUGUCUGGGUAUUACUGCUUCCCGCUAAAGGAAUUACUAUAUACGAUUGCCCUUAUUUGGAAGAUGGGAUUAUGUGUUAUAUGUGUAUAGUUGAUCGGUCCUAUCUUAAAGUCGAGUGUCGAGGUGAUCCUCAGUGUAUAAUAUGCCCCCGUGUUUGUAUAUGUACCAGUCUAUGCACUGUGCUUUGACAUGCACAAUAUGUAAUCCUUCUAUGUCUGUAAAUGCAUAAAUUGUUGCUAAUAUGGUUGGUUAUGUUUGUAUAA